Neolamprologus brichardi is the source of this 1866-nucleotide messenger RNA. The record is from RefSeq and is a predicted model, not a curated record. Lineage: Eukaryota; Metazoa; Chordata; Actinopteri; Cichliformes; Cichlidae.
GUGUCCAAUUUAUUUGCAGAGCACGAGCCCAGGUGAAGCAGGUGGACGCGCAGAGAAGAGAUGCAGCUGCUGCUGUUGUCGUGUUACUUCCUGUCCGCGUGGCUCGGCGCGGAAGCGGCCCCAGCGGCCGACGAGAUCACGUACCUGCCGGGUCUGCAGAAACAGCCGAGCUUCAAGCAGUACUCUGGAUACCUGAGUGUGGCUGACGGCAAACACCUGCACUACUGGUUCGUUGAGUCGCAGGACAAGCCGCCCUCGGACCCGCUGGUGCUGUGGCUGAACGGCGGCCCCGGCUGCAGCUCGCUGGACGGACUGCUGACCGAACAUGGACCCUUCCUGAUCCAGGGCGACGGUGCGACGCUGGAGUACAACCCGUACGCCUGGAACAAGAUUGCCAACAUGUUGUACCUGGAGUCCCCAGUAGGCGUCGGCUUCUCGUAUUCAGACGAUCAGAAAUACGCCACCAAUGACACAGAGGUGUCGAUGAACAACUACCUGGCCCUGAAGGAGUUCUUCCGCCUGUUUCCAGAGUACAGCAAGAAUGAGCUCUUCCUGACCGGAGAGAGCUACGGAGGAAUCUACAUCCCAACGCUCGCUGAGAGGGUGAUGGAGGACGCCAGCCUCAACCUGCAGGGCAUCGCCGUGGGGAACGGAAUGUCGAGCUACGAGAUGAACGACAACUCGCUGGUGUACUUCGCCUACUACCACGGCCUGCUUGGCAGCCACCUGUGGGCGGAGCUUCAGACUUACUGCUGCAGCAACGGGAAAUGCAACUUCUAUGACAACCCGAACCAGAACUGCAUGGACAGCGUGGGAGAGGUUCAGACCAUCGUCUACAGUUCAGGUUUGAACAUAUACAACCUGUACGCUUCCUGCCCAGGUGGAGUCCCGCAGAGACUCAGUGUCGAGCGAGGCCAGCUGGUGAUCCGAGAUCUGGGAAACUCGUUCAUUCACCAUCAGUGGAACCGGCUGUGGACGCAGAAAGUCAAAAGUCUGGCGGCGCUGCUCCCGUCUGUCCGCCUGGACCCCCCCUGCACCAACUCCACCCCUUCCAACCUGUACCUGAACAACCCGCUGGUCAGAAAAGCCCUCCACAUCAGCCCCAAAGCUCUGGACUGGGUCAUCUGCAGCUCCGAGGUGAACCGGAACUACGGUCGGCUCUACAUGGAUGUCAGGAAACAGUACCUGAAGCUGCUCGGCGCUCUAAAGUACCGCAUCCUCGUGUAUAAUGGCGACGUGGACAUGGCGUGCAACUUCAUGGGGGACGAGUGGUUUGUGGAGUCUCUGCAGCAGCAGGUGGAGUUCAGAUCUUUGAGUUUUCCUCUGCAAAGUGGAGACGAGGGGCCUCGGCGGCAGCGCAGCAGCGUCUCCGGGGGGAAGAAACCUCCCAAACGAAACGCCCUCUACAGACGCCUGCAGAACUUCCUGUACAACGUCUUGGAGAGACCCCGAGGAUGGGCCUUUAUCUACCACGCCUAUGUGUUCCUGUUGGUGUUCUCCUGCCUGGUUCUGUCUGUGUUCUCCACCAUCAGAGAGUACGAGAAGAGCUCAGAGGACGCGCUCUACAUCCUGGAAGCAGAGGGCUUAGCUCAGUGGUGUCCAACUCCAGGCCUCAGGGCCGGUGUUGCAGGUGUGCUGACCCAGCGUGAGAUCCUGCAGGACACCGGCCCUCCAGGCCUGGAGUUGGACACCCCUGCUAGUGUCAAAGGUUUGGCUCAGCGUGGAGCUGAUGGCACACGUGAUGCUGCUGAGGUGGUGACCAUCGUGGUGUUCGGGGUGGAGUACAUGGUGAGGAUCUGGGCUGCCGGGUGCUGCUGUCGCAUCAGGGGCAUUAAUUUGAACACUCUGCCUGCCUCCCGAGCAUAA